AUGCAUAUUGAAACAAGAUACUUAGAAAUAAAUUUCCCUGACUCAAUUCUUUCCCUUAAGAGGAUGCCUGCAGCAGUACGGGUAUUAUCAACUAUAUAUUUUACAUUGAGUAUUAUCCUAAUUGGUUCCACAUUCAUGGUUCAAAAACAAUUACAAGAAAUCGAGGGACAAGGAAAUAAAACAGAUGUUGGUAUUACUUUCCCAUAUUUUCAACUUUCUAUACAUAAUUUAUCGGCAAUGCCGUUUGCAUUGGUACUAUCCACGCUAAGUGACAUUAAAAUUUGGAAAUUCCUACUUACUGGCUUAAACCUAAUAAUUGGUGGCUCAUUUAUUGAAAGCAAUUGGAAUAGCUCCAAAGAAAUGUUUAAAUUUGUCUUUGGUCUUGGUAUCUUGAUUAACAUAAUAAUGGUCAUUCUCUCAUUUAUUUUAUCAGUAAUAUUUGGUAACGAAAGAUUCAAUUCUUAUUCGGAUGGGAAUCAUGUUAUUCUGGUGGGGUUCACAAUUAUUUAUAAGCAAUUACUUCCAGAAACGACAAUUUUCAAUUUAAAAAACGUUUCAAUUUUCUCCAAAAAUUUUAGAUUUAAAUUAUUGCCUAUAUUUUUGUUAUGCAUUUUGACCUUAAUCGAGUCGCUUAUGAAAGAUUGUACUGAAUUGAUUUCGGUCUGGAUCACAUUCUUCGUUUGUUGGACGUAUUUAAGAUUUUUCCAAAAAUUAGAUUUAAGUGAAACUAAUUUACGUCAAGAAGGUCAUUCUAACCCAGACGAAGAUAUUAUUAUGGGUGAUGCUUCAGACACUUUCCAACUAAUAUAUUUUUUCCCUGAUCCAUUAAAACCACUGUUGUCACCAAUAUUUAAUUUUACAUAUUAUUUAUGCUGCAGAAAAAUGAAAAUAAUACGUCCCUUUGAGACCGAUGAUAUAGAAAAAGGUAAUUCCGUGGCAGGUAAGCGUGGUGCAAAACCAACAAACGUAUCUUCAGGUAGCCAAACUGAGGACAGACGUCGACAAUUAGCUUUGGAAGUUUUACAAGAAAGAAUGGUAUAA
Messenger RNA from Henningerozyma blattae CBS 6284, 1041 nucleotides. RefSeq lists its product as uncharacterized. Gene Ontology annotation, cellular component: Golgi apparatus; membrane. Bases 1 to 1041 code for a protein of 346 amino acids. Gene Ontology annotation, biological process: retrograde vesicle-mediated transport, Golgi to endoplasmic reticulum. Lineage: Eukaryota; Fungi; Ascomycota; Saccharomycetes; Saccharomycetales; Saccharomycetaceae. The transcript has a single exon. The record is from RefSeq and is a predicted model, not a curated record.